Molecule: messenger RNA, 1443 nt
Organism: Trematosphaeria pertusa
Lineage: Eukaryota; Fungi; Ascomycota; Dothideomycetes; Pleosporales; Trematosphaeriaceae
Exons: 2
Coding region: 394-1323 (309 amino acids)
Source: RefSeq, a predicted model, not a curated record
GGUUUGCAAACGGUGUUCUUGGCGUUCAAUGUCAGCACGCCUAGCCGUGGUGGGUUUCUACUUCCGUCUGCGAUGAUGGGGGAAGCGCUCAAGUUUUUCAACGCAGCAAGGAAGGAGACUGCAGCGAGAUGCACUGUGCAUCUAAUGUUGUACGAUGGCCGAGAAGUGCGCUAUGAAACGGUGGAGAAGGGUGGAGGAGUUGAAUUGGAGGGUGUCGUUCUCAGCUGAUGCCAGCCUUGCGAUUGGCCAGGCGGCCCACACCUUGCGGCACAGUGCAUCCUAGGCAACUACUUCGACAUUUAACGACGCCAGCCCCCACUUCUGAGAGUGUCUUCUCUUCUCCGGCUUCAGAUACAACCACCGAUGGCUACGCGACGGCUUUUACCCUAAGCCAUGGCGAUUAGAAGAGGCGUCUCCGUAAUCUCUGCCAUACGAUACUGGAUAUAUGACUGGCGCGCGAAAAGCAAUCGAAGGUUCAAACGUCGGUCGCUCCUCGUCAACCGCCGAAAUAGCCUCUCCGUCCGCGAGCCUAGGCGCUGGUGGAGGAAAACCGCCGAUCAGAAAGAGUGUUACAUCUACACCAAAUUGCCGCCUGAAAUUCGGGAGAUGAUAUUCGACCUAGUCAUGACCGAGACAGGCAUUUUACAUAUCGGCGUUGAAUGGGAUGCUCAGUGCACGCUUCUUCGUCUCGAAUGCAAUCCAUGCUUCCGGACAGAGAGCGUCCUCCCAGAUCAUUACCCUUGCAAGUCCGGACGCCGCAACCCCACCGAUAUGAGCAUUUCUCGGGCUCCGGAUGUAAUUCCUCUGCUGACGACGUGUCGCUUUAUUUACACUGAGGCGAUCCGUAUCCUCUACUCCCGCACCCACUUCUGCUUUCAUAGCGGGGACUACUUUAACAUAUUCGCAGCCAUGACGCCAAGAGCACAUCUCAGCAAAAUCCGCCGCAUAAGUCUCGACUAUUUCCGCGGCAACAUUGGUAUUGAAUUCCCCAGAUCAAGUUCGAACGAAUGGGUAGCAAAGAUGAAAGCCACUGUUUCUGCCGUUCGAUUCAUGCCCAGUCUGCAGGAGCUGUACCUGACAUGGCCUGGUGAGGGCGUCGUCGAGGAUGAGCAUCCGGGCCUUUCUUUUGUGAAGUGCUCGCGGGUGGAUAUUAGCGGGCUGGUCGAGGCAAUGCAUACUGCGUGUCGCUUGCUUUUGUUCGCUUAUGAUAUGGACGGAUACGACGUCUCGGAUAUAAGGAAAGACCCGCUGAGACGAAAGUGCUUGGGCAGAUGGUCAUUGCUGGAGGCGGUGGAACAUCUAUCCAGAACGCAGAUUACAUGAGGCCUUUUCCUCGGCUCAUCCCAGCCCUGUGAGCGGUGGGGCAUGCUCGGCUGUGCCACGCUGCUCGUUUAGGCAGCCAUUAUAAGUCCCCGGACCUCCGUCACCCUUCACCCUUGCUUC